AUGAACUGCGCCGCAGUGGAACUCGUUCUUGGGACCGGACAGUCCAGGACUAUCUUGACGGCUCACCAAAGUCUACUUUUGGAGUCUCCGCUUCUCGCGGAGAAGGUCGCAGCCUUCGGUGAACCUGGACCUCGGCGCAUUGAGCUUCCCGCAGAAAAUGUGGAAGCUUUCGGGUAUUUUCUACAAUUUCAGUACACGCGUGACUAUUGUACCUCUCACACUGAAACUCACACCGAGCAAGAGACGGUACUCGGGGAGAUUGACGACAGCGGAGAACAGUUACUGAAACACGCGCGGGUGUAUACCUUGGCGGAGAAGUUGGGAAUACCUUCACUGAAAGCUCUCGCACAUUCGAAGAUUCAUCGCAUCAACAGCACAUCCCAAGGAGAAAUUGCCUAUGCGCGUUAUGUAUACACGAACACACCCGCUGAUGAUGUCACUAUUCGUAAGCCUGUGGCCACCUUUUGGGCCUUGCGAAGCCAUGUUUUGCGUCACGAGGCUGAGGAGGAAUUUAAGAAUUUAUGCAUUGAUGUGCCUCAAUUCUGUUAUGACGUGCUCAGUCUUGUGUUAGAUCACAAGGAGAAACGUGCACAGGAUAGGGCAGAGGCAGAAUCUGGGUUGAAAGGAAGCGGAAGGAAGCGGCUGCGCAGUGGUCUAUGA
This is a messenger RNA of Aspergillus uvarum CBS 121591, 660 nucleotides long. RefSeq lists its product as uncharacterized. The record is from RefSeq and is a predicted model, not a curated record. Lineage: Eukaryota; Fungi; Ascomycota; Eurotiomycetes; Eurotiales; Aspergillaceae. The transcript is spliced from 3 exons. The coding region runs from base 1 to 660 and encodes 219 amino acids.